This is a messenger RNA of Corticium candelabrum, 1827 nucleotides long. Its product is annotated as T-box transcription factor T-A-like. Lineage: Eukaryota; Metazoa; Porifera; Homoscleromorpha; Homosclerophorida; Plakinidae. The transcript is spliced from 5 exons. Bases 904 to 1806 code for a protein of 300 amino acids. The record is from RefSeq and is a predicted model, not a curated record. Gene Ontology annotation, biological process: positive regulation of DNA-templated transcription; regulation of transcription by RNA polymerase II; cell fate specification. Gene Ontology annotation, cellular component: nucleus. Gene Ontology annotation, molecular function: DNA-binding transcription factor activity, RNA polymerase II-specific; RNA polymerase II cis-regulatory region sequence-specific DNA binding.
AGGGUCAGCAUGUGUGUGUGUGUGUGUGUGCGUGUGUGCAUGCGUGCGUGUAACUGUCAGAUAUAAUUAACUGAAUAAGCAUGUCACUUUAAUCAGUGAUGAUUGAAAUGACAGCAAUCUGUCCUAUUAUCUCAACAUGGAUGUGUCACGGGCGCGGUCUCUCAGAACAAAUGACAAGUUCCAGCCGACCACGUGCUGUGAUAGUCACGUGUUACACGAUUGUAGUUGCAGCUCAUUGUCAAUGCAGUGGCGAUGGUAAUUAGCACUUAUUUCUAGUGCCAUGUUGCGUUCCGCGUUGGACUUGUGAAGACGGCACUACACUGACGUUAACGGCACGUUGAGGCGACUACGCGCCGCAAUCAGCUAACAUCCGUGAGUUCACCCAAUCACAGCUCACCGUUUCGAAUUUUACUUGAACCAUGUGCACUCUCCACGUGCUCACUUUCAAUCGUCCACUGUUCUCGUCGACUCGGUUUUCGUCUUUCUCUACGUUUCAAACUGGAUAACGAAUUUCGUCAUUUAUGAGGUGGUUACCACAACUCGAUAUUCGGUCGAUUUCAGUAUCCGAGGUCGUCGUCGGUAGCCAAUGGACAAGAGCGACCUCUCUUCCAUCCUCUCGUGUCUCCCACCUCUCUUUCUCCUUUCCCCGGCUACUUCUAUUCGAUGCCGCCUCCCGGUCACUCUCACUACAAUCCUUUUCAUCCUUCACGUCCUAUUGGCUAUAGACCUUCGACAUCUGCAGCGGCAGCAUCUACGACGACGACUGUGGCCGUUCCUCCGUAGACGAACGCGUUCAGUUCGAAUUCCAGUUCGUUGGACGAAGGAUGGAGCAGCGGAACGUGCAUCGAAGUGGUUCUAAAGGAAUUCGAACUGUGGCAGAAGUUUUCUAAAAUUGGCACCGAAAUGAUAAUUACCAAAUCGGGGAGACAACUGUUCCCUCUUAUCGUCGUGUCUGUGACGAACCUGGAGAAAGACAGUGUGUACAAAGUUGUGUUAGAGUUUGCCUGCAAUGACCGCCGCCGAUACAAAUUUAUCAAAUCGCAAUGGGUCUCCAGUCAGCAGUCUGACGCCACGUUUCCUGACCAAGACCCGUCAUUCGUGCAUCCAGACAGUCCUGCUACUGGAAAACACUGGAUGAAACAAGUUAUCUCGUUCAAAGCGGCCAAAUUGACAAACGACAAAGAUUGUCGUAAACCUACUCAUGUGAGUGAAAUGAUUGUAGGAUUGGUUGUUGUAUUGGGCUUUUUGUGUAUGUCAUCUAGUUUUACGUGUAGUGUGCGUACAUGUGUGCUUGUAGAUGAGCCCGACUGGGACUUGCACUAUGUGCGACAACAAUGUUGUUCUUCAUUCGAUGCACAAGUACGUAGCCUCGUACCAGACCCUCUCGCGCGUCGUGCCCGGUUCCCGUAUAACACGAAAACGCCAGGAGAGGGUCUGGUACGAGGCUACAAGUACGAGCCGCGAGUAGCCAUUUUCAAAUUGUCUGACGGCGACGGAACGUUCGAACGUGUUUUCGUCCGACAACUGUCUCUGUGUCAUUUCAUUAGCGUUACGUCAUAUCAGAACAAAGAAGUCACCCGUCUCAAGAUCGACAAUAAUCCUUAUGCGAAAGCAUUUCGUGACCAAGAGACGAGCGAUGGCAUCAAAACUUUUCCCGAAUCAUUGCAGUCGGUCUCGCCAAAUUUCUCGCAUGCGGAGCCUCCGUUUCCUUCCUCUCUCGUUAGUGACUACAUUCCCCAAUUCUCUGGUCUUAUGGAUUCUCCAUUUUCCCAUUACCACCACCCGUCGUCUUCUCUCUCUCCCUAGUCUUCGCUCGUUCCGUCGUUU